Molecule: messenger RNA, 6780 nt
Organism: Closterium sp. NIES-65
Lineage: Eukaryota; Viridiplantae; Streptophyta; Zygnematophyceae; Desmidiales; Closteriaceae
Source: the annotation of a GenBank genome assembly
AUGUGGAAGGGGUUUCAGGGCCUGCAAGCGGUCGUGAAGGAAGGUUUGCAGGAGCUGGGCCGCGAUGCGCUCCGCGAGACAGGCAUGAUCAAGGAAGCCGUUGCGCCUCGGCUAGCCGGGUCGGGCAUCUUGGGAUUGGUUGGUGUGCAGUCGGGAGACGAGCGAGAAGGAGAGGGACGAGAGGAAGAGGAGGAGGAGGACGGAUGGGGUCUGGAGGACGACGAGGAAGAAGUGAAGGUUGACGAGCGAGUCGCGUCAGGAGAAUCCGAAGGGCCAAUUCCCUUGUCGUCGCAUCCCUCCGCCUCCGCGCUGGAGCCCUCGCCUGACAUAGAGCCACGUGGGGAAUCCUCGGACCACCCAGGCUUGGCUGUCGCCCCCAACACGAGCCUUUCCUCGCCGUCGCCUCGCGAGGACGACCUUCCCGUUACCGCGUCGUCUCAUAGCGAGGAUAGCGGUAGCGGUGGUGCGGUUCCCGCUGCGCUGCCAGAGUCCAGCGGGCUCAUGUCGUUUCUGGAGCCCGCGCACGAAACGGACGCGCAGAUGUUGCAGCCGCGCGCGGCGGAAGAGCGACCGGACACGCCCGUCGGUGAGAGGGAUGACGUGGCAGGUGAAGAGAGACGGGGUGGCGAUGCGGCCAGGGGAACGGAAUCAGGAACACCCGCUUCCAUUGAAGCUGGGAAACAGAGAUCAGAAUUGCCGGUGGAGGGUCGAGACGCGGGUGAGGCGGCCGCAGGGUGGGAACGGGUGGCUCCUGCGGAUGGGCAGGCGGAGAGCGCGGGUGGGGAGGGACUGGGUGGAGACGAGGGUUCUCCAGAGAUUGGGUUAGCGCGCGGGGAUGAUGGCCCUGGGGAGGCGGGAGGGCACGCGCAGGUGGCGGCAGGCGGAACCGCGGACGGGGAAAGCGGGGAUCGCCCGGCGGCGAGUGCUGCUGGGGUUGCCAGCGAGGAGGUGGGAAAAGGGGGAAGCGAGGAGGAGGAGGAGGAUCGGAAGAGCAGCGGGCGGGAGGUGGCGUCGCUGCGGCGACAGUUGGCGCAGCAGCGGGAGGUGAGCGCUGUUAGGGAGACGGCGCUCGUGGAGGAGCUGACGUGGAUGAAGGGCGAGCUGACGCGGCUGCAGGCGGCAGCGCGGGAGGCGGAGAAGGGGAAGGAGGAAGCGGAGAGGCGGAGAGAGGAGGAGGAGCGGAGGCGAGACGAGGAGGCGCAGAAGCUGAGCGCGGAGAGCGGCGCGCGGGAGAAAGCGCGGCGGAAGGCGGAGGGGGAGGUGGAGCGGCUGCAGGUGCUGUGCGCGCAGCUGCAGGCGUCGCUGGCGGAGGCGGCGGAGGGGCGCGAGGCGGACGCGAAGGCGCGCGAGCAGAUGGCGCGGAGGGUGGAGCGGAUGGAGGACGAGCUGGAGGCGGAGCGCGUGAAGGCGCGCAGCCUGCAGGCGGAGAUGGCGGACGUUGAGGCGGGCGCGGACGAGGAGAUGGGGGAGCUGGAGGAGCGCGUGGGCGCGCUGGAGGCGCGCGUGGCUGAGCUGGAGGCGGAGAAGAAGGGCAUGGCGCGCGCGGCGGAGGAGGAGAGGCGCGAGUGGCGAAGGAAGGUGGAGGCCGCGGAGGCCAUGUCGAGCGCUGCUGCUGCCGUGCAUAAGAAGGACCUAGAGGCGGUGGAGAGGAAGCGGGAUGCGGCGCAGCAGCAGGUGCAGAAGCUGCGAGAAGAGGUGGCAGGAGCAAACAAGGCGCUGGCGGAGGCGAGGGAGGCGGUGAGAGUGAGUGAGGCGGAGAGGGCGGAGCUUGAAGAGGUGGCGGGGGAGAGAGAGGCCAGCAUGGAGGCUGCUCGCACCCAGCUCACUCACCUGCAGGCCGAGUUGGAGAUGGCGCGGAGGGAGGCAGCGGAGGGCGGGGUGAAGGUGGCAGAGGCGAUGGCGGAGGUGUACGCAGCGAGGAAGGAGGCGCGUGCGCGGGGCAUGCAGGCCGAGGAGACCCACCAGCUCGAGGCCAAGCUCUCUGCCGCCACCGCUGCUGCUGCCAGCGCAGCGGCAGAGGCGGAGGAGCUGAAGGGGAAGGUGGCGGCGGGGGAGCGGGAGGUUAAGGAGGUGCAGCGUGGGCUUGCUGCUGUGGAGGCUGAGCUGGCGCUGGCCAAUCAGAGAGCGGCGGAGGCGGAGCAGCAGGCCGAGGAGGCCAAGAGGCAGCGUGCGCAGGCGGAGGGCACGAGUGAGCAGCUCAGGGAGGAGACGGAGCGCCGUGCCAAGUUAUUCAACGCCGCUGUCAAGGCUGCUGUCAGCAGGAUACAGUCGGAGUUGGAGGAGGAGCGGGACGAGGCGUUGCAGCAGGUGCAGCAGCAGGGGGAGGCGAUGGAGCAGAUGAGACAAGACAUGCGAGCUCUGGAGGUGCGGCUGGUGGAGGUGGAGGGGGAGCGGGCGGCACUGGAGAAGAGGGGGGAGGAGGCGGAGGGAAGGGAGGUGCAUCAGCGGGUGGUGGUGGAGCGACUGAGGAGGGAGGUGGAGGAGGGGGAGGGGCGCGUGAGAGCAGCAAUGGCGGAGGCAGAGGGGGAGAGGCAGGCUGGCAAGCAGCUGCAAGGCAAGCUGGCAGAGACGGAGGCGAGGAGGGCAGAGGCAGAGGCGGCGGUGGCGGCGAGAGAUAAGGAGGUGGAGGCAUUGCGGCAGCAGGUGGCAGACAUGCAGCGCGACAGCACUUCGCUCAAGGUGGCAGCGCUAGAGGCGUCCAACAGGGCAGGGGAGGAGGAGCGGCGGCUGCAGAGGAGAAUCAGCGAGUUGGAACAGCAGGUGGCCUCCGCUGCUGCCCGCGCUUCCAAGGCAGAGGAAGCUUCUGAGAAGGAAGGAACCAGGAGAGGGAGCGGUGAUGGUGCGGGGAGCAGUGGGAGCAGCACAGCAGUGGCGUCAUCCGCCAAGGCGCGGGCUGCUGGGGGUGGCGGUGGGGUUGGGGGGGCAGGGUGGAGCAACCCACUGGAGGGGUUGGGGCUGGAGACGGUGCGGUGGAAGGAUAAGCUCAAGGCGGAGAGUGAGGGCGACGUGGAGGUCGGGUCAUCAUCCGCCGACAGAUUACGGAAGUCUCGCCUCGCGCAUUCGAGCCAGAAUCUGCCUGCCACGUCAGCAGGCACACUGGCCUCACUGGUUGGCUCGGCCCGCCGCCUCUUCUUUGAGGAUGAUCGUCUUUCUGCUGCGCCUGGGAGAGUGUCUCGCCGCACCUUCCUUCUAAUUGCUUAUGUCUUUCUCCUCCACCUCAUGCGCGAGAGGCAGACCUCCACAGCAGCCAUGGCGGACCCCCCAUCUCACUCCGGGCGACCGCCUCGCACGCCGCGGACCCCGACGCUGCGCAGCAUACCGACGUUGCGACGCGGGAUGAGCAAGCGAGACUGGGAGCUGGAGCACGACGAUAAGGAGAGACGGCGGCGCGAGCGGAAGGAGCAGAAGCUGGAGCGGAAGCUGCACGACCUGGAAUCGGAGGAUGACGCGGAGCGCAGCGAGGAUGAACCCGGUCACCACCACCGCCGCAUGCGGCCCAAAGUGCCGAUGCUGAAAAAGUUCAAACAGACGAUGAAGAAGAAGAAGUACCAGAAACUUCUGGAGAAGCUGCAGGAGAUUCAGGACGAGCGGACGGAGGAUGAGUUGGCGAAGGUCGGCGAGCUGCGGAAGAUUCUGGCGGAGAAGAACCUGCUGCCGCCCAGAUUCAACGAGCACCACAUGCUCCUCAGGUACUCCAGCAACACACUGCACGUCGCGCCCCUCUUUUUGCCCUCAUCCUGCCCUCCCACCGCCCCUCUCUCCGCCUGCCGUCCUUGUGGGGGGGGGGACGGCAGGUUUCUGAAGGCGCGCAAGUUCGACAUGGAGAAGACGACGGAGAUGUGGGCCGCCAUGCUCAAAUGGCGCGACGAGUUCGGCGUCGAUGAAUGCCUCAAGUUCGAGUUCCCGGAGCUGGCGGAGGUGAAGCGCGUGUACCCGCACGGGCACCACGGCGUGGACCGCGAGGGCCGCCCCAUCUACAUCGAACUCAUUGGGCGCGUCGACGCCACCAAGGUGCAAGCUCACAGGGGAGAGAGGGGGGAUGAAGGAGCGGCUGUUAGCAGGGAUGGAGAGAGGGUGCUGGGCAUAACAACGAUGGAGCGGUUCCUAAAGUACCACGUGAAGGAGUUUGAGCGCACCUUCGCCCUCAAGUUCCCCGCCUGCUCCCUCGCUGCCAAGCGCCACAUCGACCAGACCACCUCCAUCCUUGACGUCGCUGAAAUGGGUAUGAAAAACUUCUCAGCAGAUGCCAGGAACUUUCUGGCAAUGGUGUCGAAAGUAGAUGGCGAUAACUACCCCGAGACGCUGAACCGGCUGUUUGUGGUGAAUGCGGGGUUUGCCUUCCGGUCGCUGUGGUCGGGCAUCAAGGGCAUGCUCGACCCUAAAACCGCCUCCAAGAUCCAGGUGCUGGGCACGGACUACAAGAAGAAGCUAUUUGAAGCCAUCGACCCCAGUCAGCUGCCGGAGUUCUUUGGCGGCACGUGCACGUGUGAGGGUGUGGAGGGCGGGUGUCUGAUGUCGGACAAGGGGCCAUGGCGCGACGGGGACAUCCUCAGAGUCGUGCGGCUGCAGCGCACGGGCACCAUCAGCGGGGGCGACAACACCGAGGACGUGCUGCGAGGGGGGCGCAUCCGCUGGCAGUCGGGCCAGUUCAAGCUGGACGCGGAGGACAUAGAGGUCACGGGCAGCGAGGUGUCGUUCAAAGAGCUUCAAAAGCCCGCACCCUUCCCCCUGACUUUUUCCUCUCCCCCCCUCUCCCACUCCUCCCCCCUUUCCCCCUCGCUCCCCCAGCUGGAUGCGGAGGACAUAGGCGACACGGGCAGCGAGGUGUCGGACCUGGACGACCUGGGCACGCCGUCCUUCAGCGGGCUCACCACGCCCAACUUUGACCUGGGUCAACACGACCUGCACAACCUCGACCUCGUUCGUAACACACCCCCUUUGCCCUCAUGCUCCUCCGCACACCCAUCGUCCAUCAUGUUAAAGAGGCGUCUUAACUCGCUCAACUCGAGUCGUUACUUCAACGACCCCACCACCACCACGCCCUCCUCCGCCGCCUCCGCCGCGCGCCGCUCCGCCAGCAUGCAGCGCCGUGCGCCCGCGUCCACGCACCGCGCUGCAGGGCCGCACAUCAGCAUCAGCAUCAGGCGGGGCAGCGCUAGCAGGCGUGCCCAUGAUGGCGCCCUCCUCCUCCUCGGCGCCCGACUCACUGGCAGCAGCCACGGGGGCUCGUCUCGCUGCUCAUGUCCUUCUUCUCAGCUGUCGCCAACCUGCCGCUCCUCUUCUCCCGCAUCGUCAUCACCGUCACGCCGCCCGCCCACCCGCCUGGAGGGCGGCGGCGGGGCGGCAGGGGGGGCGAUGGCGCCGCCCGGGGCGCAGGCGAUGCUGACACCGGAGCAGCUGCUGCGGCGCGUGCAGGAGCUCGAGAGCCAGGUGGAGAAGCUGGCAUCGGGUCCGUCCACGCCCGCCCUGGCCCCGCGCCCAGAGCCCCCCCCGUCGGACUGGCCGCAGCCGGCAGUGGAUGCGCGUCACAGCCCUGGAAUGCUGAAGGAGCUACUGGACAGCCAGGAGCAGCUGAGAGUGCUCAUUGAACAGCUGCAACUACGCAAGAUUUACGAUCGAGUCGACGACAAUCACCAUCGCCAUGCCACCAAUCCUUCUCUCCCCUUGCACCGCGUGACCCUCUCCGCACUCAUCAACGUGUCCCUCUCUCCCGCCGCUUCCGCGCGCGCGCAUUCCCCCCCCCCCCACCCCGGCAGGUGGGGAUGGGCGCAGGGCGCGGGGGAGACGCAGCUGCGCGCGGAGUACGAGAGUCAGCUUUUCGACGGCGUGGUGACGGUGCUGGUCACCACCGACGAGGUCAAGCUGCUGGUGCCAACACCGGACGAGCUGAGAAAGCCCAACCCCACCUUCGACUACGCGCCCUACCGCGAGCGCUUCCCCCUGCCACAGGGCUCAGCGCGCUUCACAGCCAUCAACCACGUGGACGUCUUCUACGACCCGCUGGGCUGCCUGCCGCUGGGCGACCUUGCCGCCACGCCCCUCGCCGCCUCCACCGCUCUGCAACGCAUCCCACCGGGGCUGCAGCACAUCUGCCACUCGUGCUUCUUCUUCUUCACAUUCUCCUUCCUCACUCCGCGCGAUGCCGACGCCGUGGGAGCGGGGUGCCAGCGCAUGUCGGACAAGUACAGUGUGUGCGCGCCCGACAGCAUCCCUGUCGCGUUUGGAGCGGCGCCGGCGGGUAUUCCCGAGGUGCAGAGGGCGUCGGGGUUUCUCUUUCCCGACUCGGAGCUCGCCGAGGAAGACACCUCCUCCAAGCUGCGCGAGCCCUCCCGCUCCCUCGCCCAGAUAGCACUACCGGGGGGGGGGGCGUUGGUGACGUUCAACACGACGCCGCAGUGGGACGACGCGCUGCAGGUGUGGCAGCCCAAGUACUACCUCGCCACCAACGCCUCCAAGGUGGUGGGCGUGGGGCAGGCGGUGACGACAACACUAAUCAACGAGGCCUACGUGGCGUAUGACACCAAGCGCACCACCUACGACGCCUACACGCACGCCCUCGUCUCCCCCGCGUCAGCGAAUGCCACGUAUGGCGCGCUGGGCGUGGCGGGCGCCUUCCCCAAGGACCUCUCCUUUGCCCUCGCCUCGCCCCGCCAAGGCACCUUCCAAGUCGUCGCCUCUGGCUUCUCCCAGGUGACACCCAAGUCGGCGCCUCUCCAUGCAGCUGUCUCCCUCUCCCUACCUCUGGCAAUCAUAGCUGCUGCUCUUGCUCUUCUCCUCUGA